Messenger RNA from Sabethes cyaneus, 1567 nucleotides. RefSeq names its product fatty acyl-CoA reductase wat-like. Gene Ontology annotation, cellular component: peroxisome. Gene Ontology annotation, biological process: long-chain fatty-acyl-CoA metabolic process. The transcript has 3 exons. Bases 1 to 1554 code for a protein of 517 amino acids. NCBI's taxonomy places the organism in Eukaryota, Metazoa, Arthropoda, Insecta, Diptera, Culicidae. The record is from RefSeq and is a predicted model, not a curated record. Gene Ontology annotation, molecular function: alcohol-forming very long-chain fatty acyl-CoA reductase (NADP+) activity.
AUGAACUUGAAAGAUUUUGAAUCCUACCACUCGCCGUUGAAGGAUUUCUACGAGGGAAAGAUCGUUCUGCUAACCGGCGGAACAGGAUUUCUUGGGAAACUUUACAUCGAGAAGCUGAUUAGAUGUGGAGUUUCUAAAAUUCUACUACUAUCCCGAGCCAAAAAGGGUAAAACUCCAUCGGAACGACUAACGUCGUUACUGGAGUCCGAGGCCAUCUUCACAAGUUACAAGGAAAAUCCGGAUUUGUACCACGGUAAAAUAAAAAUCAUCGAUGGAGAUGUGAGCAAGUAUCAACUUGCGAUCAGCAACGACGACAUGUCGUACAUCGUGAACAACACGAAUAUCAUCCUUCACGCAGCGGCCGACGUGCGGUUUGAUGAGUCACUGAAGGAAGCCGUCGAAACCAAUGUCAGAGGUACCAGUGAGAUGUUGAAAAUUGCGGAAAAUGUAAAAACUUUGGAAGUCUUCAUUUACGUUUCCACCGCAUUUUCUAACUGCAAUCGGGAAAUGGUAGAGGAAAAGUUUUAUCAACCGGCGUUCGAUCCGUAUGCGUUGAUUAAAUUGGUUGAGCAGGACCAAGAUGAGGAAAAUUUUGAGGUAAUCAGCAAGAAAAUAAUUGAACCGUGGCCUAAUACGUAUACGUUCACCAAAUCUCUGGCGGAGGACAUCGUGAGGCGAUAUUCGGACAAGUUUCCAACGGCUCUGAUACGGCCAUCGGCUGUGACGACAACCGACAGUGAUCCAAUUCCUGGCUGGACGGACAACGUUUAUGGUUUUAAUGGGGUUGUCGUAGGAGCAGCCACUGGAGUAUUGCGGAUUUUUCACAUCAACAACGAUUAUCGAGCGAACAUCAUUCCGGCGGAUAUUGUGGUUAAUGCUACUUUGGCCGUCGGUUGGUACGCGGUUAGCUACCCAUCGGAAACUAAUAUCAUCAACUGCACCGCAGCGGAUAACCCCGUCAGCUGGGGAAUGGCUAGGGAGGAACAGCUCAAAUGGAAAGGCAAAAUCCCCAACAAAAAUGCCCUCUGGAUUGUAACCUACAACACUACAAGGUACUAUUACGUGUCGGAAUUUUUGAAAAUCUUUUACCACGUAAUACCGGCCAUAUUGUUCGAUAUGGCGCUCAGGCUCAAAAAUCAGGAACCGAAGGUCCUGAAACUGUACCGCAAAGUGCACAAAUUCUCCGAGGUGCUCAGCUUUUUCACUAACAACGAGUGGGAAUUUCGCAACGAUCACUACCACACGGUGAUAGGCCAUAUGACCGAGGACGACCAUCGGUAUUUUCCAUGUGAUGUGAAGAAAAUCGAUUGGACCGAGUUUUUGGCCAACAAUCUGAAAGGGAUUCGAAUGUAUAUUAUGAAGGAAUCGUGGGAUACCCUGAAGGAUGCCAAGAAAAAGUACCGCCGGCAGAAGCUGGCGCAUUUAAUCUUUUUAGGUGUGUACUAUGGGGUUCUUUUAUAUGUUAUCUAUAAGGUUGCGAAGGCCUAUGGUUUGUUAGAGGCGGUUGUUGAGUGGUUUUCGGUUGAUAUGGUAGGACUGUGUGAGCAUUUGUAACCGGCAUAAUAAU